Suhomyces tanzawaensis NRRL Y-17324 is the source of this 1395-nucleotide messenger RNA. It is a transcript of the gene PGA33, whose product is annotated as Pga33p. The record is from RefSeq and is a predicted model, not a curated record. The transcript has 2 exons. Bases 325 to 1194 code for a protein of 289 amino acids. Lineage: Eukaryota; Fungi; Ascomycota; Pichiomycetes; Serinales; Debaryomycetaceae.
AGUACCUGUCCAAUAGCCAAACGACCUAAUGAACCCCCUCCUCUCGCCGUUCCGUCCUGUAGCCCUUGCAACACCAUCCCAGCCGCAACUCUGGCCCAUCGGUCCCAAUGGCCCCACUCACCACUUGCACCCGCCUCAUCCUGGAAUUACUCUGCCCCUUUCACGUGACGGACCCAAACAUGCACUUCAAACUUUGAACCAAAUUCAUCCCACAACAGAUCCGUACACUCGUUCAUCUCUCUGCUCCACCACAUCUUUCCCAGCGCAGCUAUCCAGAGAGCUAUCCAGAGAUCCCGUUGAUCACACUACCAGAGCCGUCACAAAAUGAAGUACUCGAUGUUAAUGUUGGCCUUGGCUGUGGGAGUCUUGGCUGCUGAUCCCCCAGCCCCUGUCCCAGAGGGUGCAGCCCCAGCGGGUGCUGCUCCGGCAGGUGCUGCUGGUGCUGGCGCUAACACCACUCCUGCUGCUGGCGCUGCCACUACUCCCGCUGCUGGUGCUGCGACUCCCGCUGCUGGUGCCACCACUGGCACAACCACCAGAGCGGGUGCUGCCACUCCUGCCGCAGGUGCUACCACUGGCGCCACUACAGGCACCACUACCAGAGCCGGCGCUGCCACUGGCCCCGCAACCGGUACUGGAACUGGUACUGGUACUGGUACUGCCACUGGUACUGCCACUGGUACUGCCACUGGUACCGGAACUGGAACUGGCACUGGCACAGGCACCACUGGAACGGGAACCGUGACCACUCCAGCUGACCCUGCUGCUGCCAAACCUCCAGGUGCCGCUGCCGCCGCUGCUGCUACUACUACCACCCCAGCUGCCCCAGGCGGUGCGGCUGUCCCAGGAGGCGUUGCUCCACCACCAAAACCUCCUGUGGUCUCCGACAACACUCCUGUCCCCACAGACAACGGCAGUGACGACCCUACCACCAAGUCCUUGACGUUCGUUACCUCCUAUGUCCGUCCUUCCGCCCCUCCCGCCAACAACAAUGCCAACAACGCCAACUCCGCCAAAUCCGCCAACUCUGCCAACACCGCUCAGGGAGACAGUUCGUCCAGGGCCCCAAGACCAUCAGGCCAAUCCUCAUCCAACGCGGGUGCUAUGCAACAAGCGAACUAUCCGCUCCUUGCCUCCCAAUCGGGUAGGCCUGGCUAUCAAGCUUCCACUGCUCGGAUCUCCCGUUUCAGGUAGGACUUCCCGCUGGUUUCUUAUGCUUUAAUUCCUUCGGACGUUUUGUUCUAUUAUACCCUUCUGUUCUAUUACCUCUUCUUUCUACAGGCUCUUAUCUUCUUGUUCAUAUUUAGUUGCAAUGUAUCUGAUUUGUACACGCCGCGGCCAAAAAUUUCACUGCGAUUCCGUAGAAUUAUACCUCAAUUAUUUGAUGCUAAAGGA